Molecule: messenger RNA, 801 nt
Organism: Vigna umbellata (rice bean)
Lineage: Eukaryota; Viridiplantae; Streptophyta; Magnoliopsida; Fabales; Fabaceae
Source: RefSeq, a predicted model, not a curated record
UCUUUCUCUGAUUUUUUUCUGUCUUCUCUUUCAAUGCUUCUGUUCAUGUUUAUCUCUAUAUCUUCUUGCCUUUUUGUUACUCGUUUUUUCUUUUUAUGGUUUAAUAACAAACAUAUUUCGCACAACUUCAAUGGAAUGUGUAUAUACUCACGGGUACAUACUUCAUACUUUGAUGAAUAUGAAUGCUAGUACACUCUCAAGAUGCAGAUGGCGAACAAUAAGUGUGAUGAGUCUAUGACGAAGAAAAACAUAGAUUUUGCGAAUAUGGAGGAACUACUUCAAUCACAGAAACAACAAAUUACUGAUUUAGAAAAUACAAAUAUUCUGAAAGCUGAUCGAAAGAAACAUUUACAGGAGAGUUUAAAAGUGGUUCUGAAUACGAUAAAGAGAGAAACUUUGAUGGAUAAGGAAUGUGUGAAAGAAUUAAAACAAUUGAAAGUGAUGAACUCUAACAUGAGUGAUGAGCUGGAACGUUUGAAGAAAGAGAAUGAAAUGAUGACAAAGGAAUUGUCAGAGAGUAAGUCAUUAACUGAUCAGCUGAAGGAGAAACUUUCUGAGGAGAAUAUGCGGAUGACGAUGAAACUUAUUGAAGAGAAUGGUCGGAUCAUAAGGAGAUUUACCGAGGAGAAUGGGCGGAUCAUGAGGGAAUCGGAAAGAAGUGAAGUCCUAAAUGAUAUACAGCCGAAGAAUUUUACUGAAGAAAUUCGAAAGGAUGACUAUGAAAAACUCAAAGCAAAAGUGGUUGUGCUUGAAGAAGAACUANAAUCCUUCCAAAUUUGUCUUAUUGGUAUUAUGUCAUAA